Messenger RNA from Maylandia zebra (zebra mbuna), 1213 nucleotides. It is a transcript of the gene rasd3, whose product is annotated as RASD family member 3. Gene Ontology annotation, molecular function: GTPase activity; GTP binding. Lineage: Eukaryota; Metazoa; Chordata; Actinopteri; Cichliformes; Cichlidae. The record is from RefSeq and is a predicted model, not a curated record.
UCGACAGAAGCUUGUUAUUGUAUGCACACUGUUGUAAACUGUGGAAAUGAUUUAUGAUAUCCGGGUUCCUGUGAAAUACACUGGCAUUGAGUUCCAUGACUCACAAACGCUGCAAACAAACGCACGUGUUCGACUCUUUCACACAUGUUGACAUAAGCGCUGAAAAGACAUUAAAUCCAUAAAUCAUUUAUGUUUCCAUGCUGCCAAAUCGGGUGUGCUCCGUGGCUUUCAGAGUCUGAACUUGAGCGAUUUUGAGCGGAGAACGACCGGGUGGGGUCGUAUCGGUGGAGCAGCCUAUAAAUAGCCUGGCUGUAUGGAGCUGCAUAAAGCUGCACGUGCGCCGGGAUCGUCGGGAUGUCUCCGUCAGGGCGUCCCAACACGGUCCGGCUUGUAUUCCUGGGAGCAGCGGGGGUUGGCAAGACCGCGCUCAUCCACCGAUUCCUCCACGACGGAUUCGAGCACAAGUACACGCGCACUGUCGAGGAGCUUCACGUGCUCGAGUAUGACACCGCGGGCUCUGAGGAGAAGAUGCGGCUGGAGAUACUGGACACGAGCGGCAGCUACUCGUUCCCGGCUAUGAGGGAGCUCUGCAUCCGACACAGCGACGCCUUCGCCCUGGUGUACGCGGCAGACGAGCCCGACUCCUUCGAGGAGGUGCGUCGACUGCGCGCCGAGAUUCUGGAGCUGCGCGGCGGCGGCAGGAGCGUGCCCAUCACCGUGGUCCGCAGCAAAGCGGAUCUGACCGAGAGCGAAGGUCGAGCGCCGGUUGCCUGUGACGCCAUGGCCACGGUGGAGACUGAGUGGGGCGCAGACUUCGUGGAGGCGUCCGCGAGCACGGGCAGAAACGCGGUCGGGGUGUUCAGCUCGCUGCUGCAACAGGUGAACCUGCCGCCACGACUGAGCCCCGCGGCGUGGACACGCAGAGACACCGUGCCUAGGCCCCGAGCUAGGAAGAGACCCUCGCCGAAGAAGCACAACAGCUGUGUUCUGUCGUAGAAACCGCUGCAGCUGGACUGCGCCUGCUCAGUUUCGAGCCCGUUCUCACUCUAAAAUGUUACGCUUUGGAGCGUGUUGCAGUUUAACACCUGUUCACGGGUGACGGCUCCUCGGGUCACUUUAAUGUGUCUGAAAGCCAGCGGGGCCUGUAAUGCUCAUAGUUUAAGGGGAGCAAACGGGAUGAUGCACUUUAUUUGAGUCCUGUUUUGUGUGUACA